UCACAGCCGUUACAGACAGCAGCUGCCCGAGCGUUCCGGGGACAGGCCUCACGGCAGCAGCGGACAGGCGCCUCAGCUCAUCCCCCGGCAGCAGCGAGCGGCCGAAGAUGCCGGAUGGGACCGUGCUGGUGCUGGCGCUGUGCCUGUUCCUGUCCUGCGCCGGGCAGCAGUACCAGGAGGAGGCCGAGCGCAUCAUGACGACCACGCCGGUCAUCGAUGGGCACAACGACCUGCCCUGGCAGCUCCUCAAGAGGUUCAACAACCAGCUGGAGCUGCCAGAGGCCAACCUGACGCAGCUGAACGGCACCCACACCAACAUCCCCAAACUGCGCAGCGGGCACGUGGGUGGGCAGUUCUGGUCGGCGUACGUGCCCUGCGAGACGCAGAACAAGGACGCGGUGAGGCGCACGCUGGAGCAGAUCGACGUGGUGCAUCGCAUGUGUGAGCUCUACCCCGACACCUUCGCCUGCGUCGUCGACAGCGCCGGCAUCCAGGAGGCCAUGCAGAGCAAUAAGGUGGCCAGUCUCAUCGGGGUGGAGGGCGGCCACUCCAUCGACAGCAGCCUGGGCGUCCUGCGCACCUUCUACCGCCUGGGCGUCCGCUACAUGACUCUGACCCACAGCUGCAACACCCCUUGGGCUGACAACUGGCUGGUGGACACCAAGGAGGAUCCGGUCGAGCACCACGGCCUCUCAUCCUUUGGGAAGACAGUGCUGGAGGAGAUGAACCGCCUGGGCAUGAUCGUGGACCUGGCCCACGUCUCGCUGGACACGAUGAACGUCGUGCUGAACCUCUCCAAAGCCCCCGUCAUCUUCAGCCACUCGUCUGCCUUCAGCCUCUGCCCGCACUACCGCAACGUGCCCGACGACGUGCUGCGGAGGGUGGCCUCCACGGGCAGCCUGGUGAUGGUCAACUUCUACAACAGCUACGUGACGUGCAGUAACACAGCCACGGUGGCUGAUGUGGCAGACCACAUGGACCACGUGAAGAACGUGGCCGGUAUCGACUCCGUCGGCUUCGGCGGGGACUACGACGGCGUCACGGGGAUGCCCACCGGCCUGGAGGACGUGUCCAAGUACCCCGCGCUGGUGGCCGAGCUGCUGGCGAGGAACUGGACAGAGGCAGAGGUGAAGGCGGCCCUGGCUGGAAACCUGCUCCGUGUCUUCAAGCAGGUGGAGGCGGUGAAGACGUCCCUGCAAGGCACCGCUGCCCGAGAGACCCCCAUCGCCUUCGAGGAGCUGGGGGACACCUGCAGGACCCGCUACGGCUACAGCGACGGCAGCAACGGCGCCGGCACAGCCCGGCUCGCGCCCGCAGCCCUGGCGCUGGCCCUGCUCCCCUCCCUGCUCUCCUAGCACUGCCCUGCCCGGCAGGAGCUGGGGGCUGGCCUGGUGGCCACCGGGCUGAACACCCCCUGACCCCCCCUUCCCCC
This is a messenger RNA of Colius striatus (speckled mousebird), 1432 nucleotides long. It is a transcript of the gene DPEP1, whose product is annotated as dipeptidase 1. The transcript is spliced from 11 exons. Lineage: Eukaryota; Metazoa; Chordata; Aves; Coliiformes; Coliidae. The record is from RefSeq and is a predicted model, not a curated record. Gene Ontology annotation, molecular function: metallodipeptidase activity. Bases 108 to 1355 code for a protein of 415 amino acids. Gene Ontology annotation, biological process: proteolysis.